AGGCUUCGGAAAGCCGCGGCCUGGACUCCCUGAACAGCUGAGAAGGUGGACACCAAGCUGUGGGAAGGUUUUGUUUCUUUUUUUUUUUUUUUUAGUUUUGUGAUAAUGCUGACUCCCUAACAUUACGUAGGAAGUGGAAGCUGAAACUUACAUGUACUUUUGGCCGUAGAAGAAAAUACUAGUGGCACAAUGGAUGAGGCAGCACCCCCUCCUACUCCUGCCAUUGUUAAGGAAGGUUGGCUCAACAAGCGUGGGGAACACAUCAAGAACUGGAGGCAGCGCUACUUCUUCCUUCAAGAAGAUGGCACUCUUCUGGGAUUUAAAACAAAACCAGAGCAUGGUCUUGAAGACCCACUAAAUAAUUUCACAGUCAAGCAAUGUCAGAUCCUGAAAACUGAAAGGCCACGACCAAACACCUUCAUUAUCAGAGGACUUCAUUGGACAACUAUUAUUGAGAGAACAUUUAAUGCCCAGUCAGCAAGUGACAGGGAGUCAUGGAUGGAAGCCAUCAAACAGGUAUCUGAGAGAAUAUCAGAUCCUCCACCUGAUCCAUCAGAUCGUCGUUUUGAGAUCCAGGAGUUCAGUAGAGUGAAGCAGAUACAUUUCAAGUACUCGAAUGACGAUGGUGAUGAUGCACCGGGAUUGCGAGGCACCAAGAAGAAAAGGAAAAUUACAUUAGAUAACUUUGAAUUUCUUAAAUUACUUGGAAAAGGAACCUUUGGAAAAGUUAUCCUCUGUCGUGAAAAGAGCAGCAACCAUUUCUAUGCCAUCAAGAUCCUUCGUAAAGAUGUGAUCAUCGAGCGUGAUGAGGUGGUCCAUACACUCACUGAGAACCGGGUCCUGCAAGUAGUAGAUCAUCCCUUUCUUACUUACCUCAAGUAUUCCUUCCAAACCAAUGAUCGCCUCUGCUUUGUGAUGGAGUAUGUAAAUGGUGGAGAACUAUUCUUCCACCUCAACCAGGAGCGCUUCUUCCCUGAAGAACGAGCCAGAUUCUAUGGAGCUGAAAUAUGUCUUGCACUUGGUUAUUUGCAUGAAAGAAAAAUUAUUUAUCGUGACUUGAAGUUAGAAAAUUUGUUACUGGAUGCUGAUGGGCACAUUAAAAUAGCUGAUUUUGGGCUCUGCAAGGAAGACAUCUCUUAUGGUUCAACCACCCGAACAUUUUGUGGCACACCAGAAUACUUGGCACCAGAGGUGCUUGGAGAAAAUGAUUAUGGGCGAAGUGUUGACUGGUGGGGCUAUGGAGUGUGCCUGUAUGAGAUGAUGGUUGGCCGCCUUCCAUUCUACGAUAAAGACCAUGACAAGCUAUUCCAGCUCAUUGUUUGUGAAGAUGUUCGUUUUCCAAAGACCAUCUCACAGGAAGCCCGGGAUCUCCUCAAGGGUCUGCUGCACAAGGACCCCAACAAGCGCCUUGGAGGAGGGCCAGGUGAUGCCAAAGAAGUACAAGCCCAUCCAUUCUACAUUACCAUCAACUGGAAACUUUUAGAGGAGAAGAAAAUUACCCCACCCUUCAAGCCCCAAGUGACAAGUGAGACAGAUACUCGCUACUUUGAUCAAGAGUUCACUGGGGAGUCUGUGCAGCUCAACCACACCACCUGACCAUGUGGUACACCUUAAUGUUAUGCUUGAAGAAUCAGAAAAUGUGGCUUUCCCUGAGUUUUCAUAUCAAGAUAUCUCGACAUUAGGCAGCUCCCUUGCCUCAAGCCUGAAUUCUCUAGGAGUUGCUGAAGAGGGCUUGAAUAAGCUUGAAUAAGGAUCAGAUUUAAGUAAGAAGGAAUUCAGCUUGUCUUCAGUCAUAAGCCAAGGGAUGGUACUGCAAGGUGUGUGCCAGUGCUGUCAUUGAUGAUGCUUCUCUGCCCUGUCACAUUGCAAGGUAGAGUAGAAGAUUCCAGGCUACAUUCAAUAUAUUCAAGUUUUGCAGCUACAGUUGACUUGCUGUAGGAACUUUUGAACAUGUCACUGCUAGUUUCUUUUGACGAAUGAAUGAAUGUGUGGAUUCUUGAAAUUUAACUGUAAAUUUUUACCUUCAUACUUCAUGAAUAGUCAGUACUUUUUGUUUAAGUGGAAAGCAGGGUAUGGUGGUUGUUGUAUAUCUUUGCAUCUCUUGCAUGGAUAUCUUAUGGAUAAUCCAAAUUCUAAAUUUGUGUUUUGUUUAAAAAGAUAUAAAACUUUUUAUAAGUGUUACAAUAUCAGCAUUUAUUAUUCCCUUGUAGAAUAGUUCUUUUAUGAAUGCUUAAUGUAGGGAGGAUGGUUAAGUUGCCAAAUAUGGCAGUUGGAAGUACAGUGUAAUAAUUUUAUUUUAUUCUGAAUAAUAAGUAAACAAAAGUUUUAUAGAUCUUGAAUAUGUGAAAUGUUAUGCAUACUAGAACAAUGAAAUAUGUUAUUGGGUUGUAUCUGUGCAUAGUAAACCUAUGUAUUUUAUACUAAUGAUCUAUGUUGAUAUAAGAUCUUAUUAAGCACAAUCAUUACACUUAUUCUGUCUGUGUCAUAUUCUCAUUGGCAUUAGCAAAUGCUCUCAAAGAAUUUAGAUAUAAGAUUUGUCUAUUUCUCUAUUUCAAAUUUAAGCUUCAUUCGGAUGUUUUAUAUUGUGUAAGACUUUAUCUGCUGCCUUUCCUGUCUUUUCUGAAUUGGCAUUUUGAUUCAGUAUCUCAAGAAAUUCAUUGAAUUUGUGUGCAUACAGAAAACCUCCAUAUAGCUGUAGUCAAGGUACCCAGUAUUCUUGUACAGCAAGUGGGUCUUAAGAAAAAAUAUUUACAAGGAAAUUCUUGAAUGCCAUUUUAAAGCACUUGAAGUAGUCAUGCAGUGGUUCUCCUUUAGGUGCAUUACUGCAUUGCAGUUUAAGAGUCAUCUGUUGUAUUUGAGUACAUUCACCAGUAUAAGUACUCGUAAUAUACUUGUACCAAAUUACCUUAUUCUGAUAGAGCUAAACCCACAUGACAUGAUGAGAUAUUUUGUUAACAGCUGCACACAAGUUAAAGAUUUCAUAACUAGUGGAAGUGAUGUAAUAUGUUUUAACAUGUCACAUUGACCAAGGUUACUGCCACCAACUGAAAGUUAAGUAAGUACGAGCUGUGUGAAGAAGAAAAUGACAGAGAACCAUAUUGAAGUGCUUUGUAAUGAGAGCAAUGUUUCCAUCAUCAGGUUGCCUGCAGCUCUGUUAUGGCAAUAUUUGAUUUAAAAACAUGUUUUUCCUUAGAACUUACUUUUGUUUUUGUGUUGUAAUUCAAAGAAUUACUAAAGUUGAUUCAUGAUAUUUAAAUGCCUCAGAGAAUAGAUGCAUGAAUGUCAUAAAUAUGCAGUAGCAAAACAUGUGAUUGCAAUACAGAAAAAUGACAACCGUGGCUGGCUCAGCUACUGCAAACUGCUUUUAUCCCACUCAGUAUUUGUUAAAAAUUUCUUUGAUAGUUUUUAACUACUAAUUACUUGAAGCAUUUGCCAAUAUAUAUUUUUUCUUGAGUAUGCUUUCAUAACAAUAUUCAUCUUGCCUUGUUAUAUUUUAUAUUUUCAUUCAAGUUCACAAAUAAAUAUUGAGCUUUGUGCUGUA
This is a messenger RNA of Scylla paramamosain (green mud crab), 3541 nucleotides long. RefSeq names its product RAC serine/threonine-protein kinase-like (gene Akt). Lineage: Eukaryota; Metazoa; Arthropoda; Malacostraca; Decapoda; Portunidae. The transcript has 12 exons. The record is from RefSeq and is a predicted model, not a curated record. Gene Ontology annotation, molecular function: ATP binding; protein serine/threonine kinase activity. Gene Ontology annotation, cellular component: nucleus; cytoplasm. Gene Ontology annotation, biological process: protein phosphorylation. Bases 190 to 1596 code for a protein of 468 amino acids.